AUUGGUCUCUCUUUCUUCUUAGCGCUGAUCUACCACCGGCGGCCAUGAGUGGCCUCACCGAGCUUGGUUUCGCCCUGAUCCUCAUCCUGUCGCUCUUUCUCCUUGGACUCACCGCCGAGCUCCUCUACCUCUUCUUCCGCCGGCGGAGGCACCCCGACUUCGCCGAUCCCGAGCGCGCCGGCGUCUCCUCCGCGGGGCCCACACACAGGGUGCUUCUCUUCCACGCGCUCUGCCUCAACUCCAAGCGCCGAUCCCGCGUCGAGCCUGCCUCUGCGGUCGUCCCUUCUCACGCGAAGACGACUAAGGCGGAGCCGAAGGAGGAGGAGGAGGAAGAAGAGAGCGACCUGGCUCGUUGGUCCGCCGUGUGCUUGGGCCCCUCGAGGGCUCUCUACACCAUCAAGGAAGAGGAGCCUGAGGAGGAGGAGGAGGAGGAGGGCGGAGACGACGAAGCGCAGGAGACGACGCCAUUCGAGACGCCGUGCGCGUCGCUGCGGUUCGAAUCGCCGUCGCCGUCGCCUCCGCCUGAAACGGCGGAGGCCGUAGAUCCCGCGCCCAGCGGGGCCCACCGAAAGUUAGAGUUCCCAUGAGUCGCAUAUCCUCGAAUACUAAUUGAAGCUCGUCAUCCAAAAUCUUUGAAGCUCUUCUCCAUUCUGCUUUGCAGUGGCACCAGAUCACUUUUUCUUUCCAAGUUUUUCAUGAGUUUGUCUGUUUCUUUUACAGUUCACCCUUUGCCUUUACUUCGUAUGUGCUCCUUCAUCUUCUUUCCUAGCUAGCACCUGAAAUGGCAUUUGUUGGUUCAUCAAUAAUCCAACCAGAAAAGCUUCAGAUCGUAACUGUUCUGCACCAACCAUGAACCCAAAGAUGUACUUGGUUGGCACCAACCAUGAAUGAAUAAUACCUACGACCAAACAUCAAUCAACCGCAUACAAUACUCGCAUCUGGUAAAUAUACUGACAAGAAUCUGUCCUGUCCUGCUGCUGAAAUUUGUCCUGUCUUGAGGAGACCUCAAAAGCUAGCUCAGGCCAUGUCUUUUGGGAGGAAAAGUGAAGCAGACAAACAUGUGGCUGCAUUGAUGUUCUGGUGCUAGCCAUUAAGGUAAUUAAGCUACGUACGUAGGUGGUGCCGAUCUAUGCGGCCAGACAUCGGACCACCCCACGGCCUUCAUCAAUGUCACCACCUCACUCACUUGUUCUGCA
This is a messenger RNA of Zingiber officinale, 1196 nucleotides long. RefSeq lists its product as uncharacterized. The transcript is spliced from 2 exons. Lineage: Eukaryota; Viridiplantae; Streptophyta; Magnoliopsida; Zingiberales; Zingiberaceae. The record is from RefSeq and is a predicted model, not a curated record. Bases 45 to 587 code for a protein of 180 amino acids.